AAGAAAAUGUUCAACCGAACUACUGUGACCGAGUUCCUUCUCCUGGGAUUCUCUUACAUUCGGGAGCUGCAGAUUUUGCACUUUGUGGUGUUUCUAAUGAUUUACCUGGCAGCUGAUCUCGGCAUCCUGACUGUCAUGGCAUACGACCGAUAUGUUGCAAUCUGCCAACCACUGCACUAUGAGAGAGUGAUGAACAGGAGAGCUUGUGUUCAAAUGGCAGCCAGUGCCUGGAUCAGUGGUAUUCUUUACUCUGCCCUGCACACUGGGAACACAUUUGCAAUAUCCUUCUGUGGAGGUAACAGAGUGGAUCAGUUCUUCUGUGACAUCCCCCAGCUACUCAAGCUUGCCUGCUCUGACUCAGACCUCAGUGAAACUGCGGCUAUUGUCUUCAGUGCAUGCUUAGUCUUAAGCUGCUUUGUUUUCAUAAUUGUGUCAUAUGUUCAGAUCUUCAAAACUGUGCUGAGAAUCCCCUCAGAGCAGGGCCGGCAUAAAGCCUUCUCCACCUGCCUCCCUCACCUCAUUGUGGUCUCUUUGUUUAUUUUCACUGCCAUAUUUGCCUACCUGAAACCCAGCUCAAGUUCCACAUCACGGCUGGAUCUCAUGCUGGAUGUCCUCUAUGCUGUAGUGCCUCCAAUCCUGAAUCCAAUCAUCUACAGCAUGAGGAACAUGGAGAUCAAAGUUGCCCUGAGGAAAUUGAUUGGAUGGAAGUCAUUCAUAACAAAUAAAAUGCCAAUUUUUCUCUUUUGUUUUUAA
This is a messenger RNA of Mauremys reevesii (Reeves's turtle), 753 nucleotides long. Its product is annotated as olfactory receptor 14J1-like. The record is from RefSeq and is a predicted model, not a curated record. Gene Ontology annotation, biological process: G protein-coupled receptor signaling pathway. Gene Ontology annotation, cellular component: membrane. Gene Ontology annotation, molecular function: olfactory receptor activity; G protein-coupled receptor activity. Lineage: Eukaryota; Metazoa; Chordata; Testudines; Geoemydidae. The transcript is spliced from 2 exons. Bases 7 to 753 code for a protein of 248 amino acids.